Messenger RNA from Orycteropus afer afer, 780 nucleotides. It is a transcript of the gene PHETA2, whose product is annotated as PH domain containing endocytic trafficking adaptor 2. The transcript has a single exon. The coding region runs from base 1 to 780 and encodes 259 amino acids. The record is from RefSeq and is a predicted model, not a curated record. Gene Ontology annotation, cellular component: trans-Golgi network; early endosome; recycling endosome. Gene Ontology annotation, biological process: receptor recycling; endosome organization; retrograde transport, endosome to Golgi. NCBI's taxonomy places the organism in Eukaryota, Metazoa, Chordata, Mammalia, Tubulidentata, Orycteropodidae.
AUGAAGCUCAACGAGAGGAGCGUGGCCCACUACGCGCUGAGCGACUCCCCCGCGGACCACACAGGCUUCCUGCGCACGUGGUGGGGCUCAGGGACCGCCCCCGGCCCCAGCGGCGCUGGCCGAAGAUGCUGGUUCGUCCUCAAGGGCAACCUGCUGUUCUCCUUCGAGAGUCGCGAGGGCCGGGCCCCGCUGAGCCUGGCGGUGCUGGAGGGCUGCACGGUGGAGCUGGCCGAGGCGCCGGUACCCGAGGAGUUUGCCUUCGCCAUCCGCUUCAGCGCUCCCGGGGUGCGGCCAUACUUGCUGGCCGCGGACGGGCCGGCGGCCCAGGAGGCCUGGGUGAAGGCGCUGUCGCGAGCCAGCUUUGGCUACAUGCGCCUGGUGGUACGGGAGCUGGAGGCCCAGUUGCGUGAGGCCCGCAAGAGCCUGGCCUCGCAUCGCCGAUCAUCCUGCAGGGCCGCGGCCAGCCGUUGUAAACCCCCGGCUCCCGACCACUGCUCUCCAGCCCUGGAGAACGGCCACUCCCCCUGCAAGGACCGCAGCCCCGGAAGCACGGCUGAGGAAGGGGGCAGCAGGCCGUCGGGGUGGGCCUCGUUGGAGUGGGAGGUGCAGGGCUCUGCCAGCCUCCUGCUCGGCAGGGGACAGAGCCCCGUGUCCCCCGAGACCUCCUGCUUCUCCACCCUGCACGACUGGUAUGGGCAGGAGAUCUUGGAGCUGAGGCAGGGGUGGCUGAAGAGGGCUCGGGUUGGCCGGGCAGGAUGGGAACAAAAGGACCGACCCUGA